UUGGAACGACAAAUCAUUGAUAAACUUCGAAGUAAUUCUGGAAAUAAAGGAUAUUGGCAGGAUUUGAAAGAGCAAUUAAAUGUGUAUAUUGCGAGAAAAAGACUUCGUGAAAAUCAUGGAAAAAUGUUGCGAUUGAAAUUGGCAAGAAUUCGAGAAGAACAAAUGAAAGAAGUUCAAAUGGCUGAUACUACGAGACCACAAAAACGAAUUUUGCCGAAAAAAGAAGAAUCGGAUGAUGAUGAAGUUGAUGAAUCGGAUGAACAACAAAAUGAAAAAUUGUCGAAGAAAGUGAGAAGAAAAGUUGAUAUUAGUGAACUCGACAAUCCUGAACUUGAUGAUGAACAAAAGGAAAGACAGUGGAGAGCAUUGACAAAUGAGCAAUUGGAAGAAGCAACACUGGAAUUAUUCAAUUUAGGAUGUUAUAGUCCGGUUUAUAGUGGUUUUGAUGAUGUUAUGCCUGGAAUUGAGAUUAUUGAUGCACAAACUGAUAUGGAGAUUUUGAUGGAGAAACGAGAAAGUAAUAGGAAAAAACCGGAUGGUGUAGCAAAUGUAAGUUUCCAUAUUUUCUAUAUAAUUUAAUUUUGAUUUCAUUGUUUUCCCAGGAUUCUGACGCAAAAAUGAUUGCGAUUGCUCGAAAAGGAAUGGAAGGCGACGAGGCGACAUUCUCUGUUGAAGAACAAAUUGAAACGCAAAAACAUUUGUGGUCGGAUAAAUAUCGACCGCGUAAACCGACGUAUUUGAAUCGAGUUCAAACUGGAUUCGAUUGGAACAAAUACAAUCAGACACAUUAUGAUAUGGAUAAUCCGCCACCGAAAAUUGUGCAGGGAUAUAAGUUUAAUGUGAGUGUUUUUUGAGGGAUUUUUGAUAUAAAACUGAAAAUUCUAGACCUCGAAAAUUAGAGGUUUGCCACUUACAUUGCCUAAAAAAAUGAUUCAGAAAAGUGUAACUCUGAAAUCUUCUUUUAAAAUAUUUCGGUCUGUUAUUUUGGCUUCUGAAUUUGCCACGGCAUCACUUUUUUUUUGGAAAAUAAUAUCUCACAAUCAGGCUUACUUUUAAUCCUCUGAGAAAUUCAAGACCUCAAAAAUGGCAGCUUUGCCACGUCACAAAAAAUGUUUCAGAAAAUUUUUGCCCUAAAAUUCCUGAAAAAUUUUCGAAGUAGUUCAAACUUCUUCUAUCAAAUACACAUUUUCCAAAUCAACACAACCUUCGCAAUUUUCCAGAUCUUCUACCCCGAUCUCCUGGAUCCAACAAAAACUCCAACCUUCACCGUAACCCCCUGCGAUGAUCCAGAUUUUGCUGUUGUUCGAUUCAAAGCCGGUCCUCCGUAUGAAGAUAUUGCGUUCAAAGUUGUGAAUCGAGAAUGGGAGAUUUUGCAUAAAAACGGUUAUAAAUGUCAAUUUCAAAAUGGCGUGUUUCAAUUAUGGUUCAUGUUCAAAAAGUAUCGCUACAGACGAUGAUUAUUUUUUGUUUGUAAUAAAUUUAUAUUUUAUUUUCAAUUUUUAAUUUUUUUUUCAAUAGAAAGGUUUUGAAAACCAAUAAUCAAUAUUUUGUUGCGUUGUAUUUAUUGCAAAAAUGUUUUUAUUUUUCAAAUUUUUAUAGAUCUAAUGCGAAUAUGAGAAUAUUGUUUGAUCCACCGCAUAUCAUUUGGAAUGAUAUUCGAAAAUGGUUUUUCAUUUAUAAUGCGACGGGUUUUCGAGUUCUUGCCAUCGCAACUUUGAUCAUCGAAUUCUUCUUGUCGAUUUUUGUUAUUAAUUUUGUAAAUUGUGAGUUUUUUUGGCGGGAAAAUGGGAAAAAUUGGAACAUCCUGUCAAAAAUUAAUUUUUCUAAUGUAAAAUGUGUUUUCCAGACACUGAAAUUGACUGGUCCACAUAUAUGCAACAAGUCGAAUGUGUCUCCCAAAAAGGAAUCUUCAAUUAUUCGCAAAUUGGAGGAGACACUGGUCCUUGUGUUUAUCCGGCUGGUCAUCUAUUCAUCUUUCAAGUUUUGCACUUUUUAACGAAUGGCGGCAAAAGUAUUCUUAUUGCACAGUACAUUUUCAUGAUUUUAUAUAUAAUCAAUUUGGCUUUAGUCUUCCGAAUCUUGUAUAAAACUAAUCGAGUGAGUGUUUUUUUGAGAAAGAGAUCACUUAUUUAGAAAUAAAAUAUUUCAGAUUCCUCCAUUCGUUGUGCUUCUUUGUUCAGUUACUGGUUAUCGUAUUCAUUCCAUUUUUAUGCUUCGAUUAUUCAAUGAUCCAAUCGCGAUGCUCCUUUUCUAUGCCGCUUUCAAUUUCUUUAUUGAUUACAAAUGGGUCCCUGGUUGUGUUCUUUAUAGUCUUGCGGUUUCAAUCAAAAUGAACGUGUUGUUAUUUGCUCCGGCAAAGUUUUUCAUGCUUGUGCUGAAUGUUGGAUUUGCGACCACAUUUGGAUAUAUCGCAUUGUGCGCGUGAGUUUUUAGAGGGAAAAAAUUGUUCUAGGUUUUUUUUGAUUUUUAAGUUUAGAAAAACUUUACUUGUAAACUUUUCAAUGAAAAUUUUAAUUUUUUCAAAGAUUCAAUUUUUUUUCAAAAUAUUCAUGUUAAUUUUAGCUGAAUUCAAAAAUUUCCGAAGUUUCCGAGUUCUUCAAAGUUCUUCGGAUUUCCGCUUUCAAAAAUAUAUUUAAAAAAAACUGGAUCUCCUAAAUUUGCAAAAAAAUAUUUUUAAAAAUUCAAAUUUAUUGUUAGAUGUUUAUUGAAAAUAGUUUUCAAAUCCAUUCCACCAGGAUAAAAUAAAAAAAAAUAGGAUAAAAUAAAAAAUAAAAAAGUUUCAACAUUUUUCUGACACUUUAAAAUUUGAAAAAAAAAAGAUUUCAAAACAUUUUGUUUUUUUUCUUAAAUUCCUGGAUUCUUCGAAGUUUUCCUUCCCAAAUACAAUCUCCUCAAUCUCAAAUCAUUGCAGUGUUGUUCAAUUCUACAUCGGUCUACCAUUCCUCUGGUAUGAUUGGAAAUCCUAUGUAAUUCGAUCCUUCGACCUCUCUCGCGUUUUCAUGUUCAAAUGGACUGUUAAUUGGCGUUUCCUUCCAGUCGACAUAUUUCUCGACAAACGUUUUCAUGCCACACUUCUCAUUGGACAUUUAACACUUCUCGCACUCUUUGCAUUCAAUAUGUGGUAUCGAAAUACGGGAGGAAUUCGAUGGGGUUAUUUGGUGGGAAGAAUUCGAACGAUUACUGGAACUGCUGAGACAUUCUUCGCAUUCAGUACGGCUAAUCUGAUUGGAAUCGCGUUUUCGAGAAGUUUGCAUUAUCAGUUUUAUAGUUGGUAUUAUCAUCAGGUAAUUUUUUGUUUUGAGGGGGAAAACAGAAUAGAGAAAGUUAAGUUUUAGCUUCCAUUCCUGCUAUUUUUCAACUAUCCAAGAGACAUCAAAAAAGAAGAAAUUCCCUGGAAUUCAAUUAUUUGGAAAUGUGGUGUUCUCCUCCUCGUCGAAUUAUGCUGGAAUGUUUAUCCGUCAACUUGGUGGUCUUCUCUUCUUCUUCAUAUUCUCCAUGCUGGAAUUCUGACAUAUGUUGUUAAAACUAGAAUUUUGUUGUGAGUUUUGUUUGAAUCGGGGGAAACAUUGGUCUUGAAUCGUCAAAAUUCAAAGAGAAAAACCUGACAUUUGGCACCUCUUCAGAAUUUUCCAAAAAAGGAAAUUUUCAGCCAAAAUCUGAAACUUUCAAAAUUCCGAUUCAAAAACCAGAAAAAUCUAAUUUCAGACCGGAAGAUCGAGAACCAAUUCAUUACAACAUGUCACCUGAAGAAUAUAAAAUUUGGAAAAAUAUACUCGACAAAAAAUUGACCUGGAAUUCUGGAGGAGAUUUGCCUGAACUAACCUCCAAAAAAUAUCCUAAAAAGUUAUAUGUGAGUUUGAACUGAACUUUUCUCUCUUUUUAUUAUCAAUAUAUAUUUUCCAGUUCACACCAACGGGAGGAUUGCGAGUAACAAAUUGUGAUUAUGAAUCAGAUGAUUAUGAGGAUGAAACUGAUAAACGAGUUGUUCGUUUACUCAAAAAAUAUCGGAAAAUCAAAAAGAACAAAUUCAAACGAUACAAUCCGGAAGAUGAGGCUCUUCAUAAUAAUCUCGCUGAAAUUAUCAAAUAUUGCGAGGAACAUGAAUGUGAAGUUAUUCCGGAGGAGAAACGACCCAUUUAUAAAUUGGCUAACAAAUAA
Caenorhabditis angaria is the source of this 4158-nucleotide messenger RNA. Lineage: Eukaryota; Metazoa; Nematoda; Chromadorea; Rhabditida; Rhabditidae. The record is from the annotation of a GenBank genome assembly.